Passer montanus (Eurasian tree sparrow) is the source of this 1128-nucleotide messenger RNA. RefSeq names its product peroxisomal biogenesis factor 11 beta (gene PEX11B). The transcript is spliced from 4 exons. Gene Ontology annotation, cellular component: peroxisomal membrane. Gene Ontology annotation, biological process: regulation of peroxisome size; peroxisome fission. Lineage: Eukaryota; Metazoa; Chordata; Aves; Passeriformes; Passeridae. The coding region runs from base 55 to 840 and encodes 261 amino acids. The record is from RefSeq and is a predicted model, not a curated record.
GAUUACGCCCGCUGCCCAUUCACGGGCUCUGUUUUGGUCGCGGCGGGUCAGCCAAUGGGAAGGAGUCGCGGCGGUAGCGGAAGUGACGCGGGCGUACCGGGCUCGGUACCGGGCCCGCGCCAUGGAGGCCUGGGUGCGCUUCAGCGCCCAGAGCCAGGCCCGGGAGCGCCUGCUCAGUACGCCUGUGUGCUGGCCGGGGCCGCGCUGAGCCGCGCCGGGGGCGGCUCCGGGAGCCUGAGCCGCCUGCAGCAGCUGGAGGCUCACCUGAGCCUGGGCCGCAAGCUGCUGCGUUUGGGGGGCUCGGCCGAGGCCCUGGGGGGGGCCCAGCGCUCGCUGCACCUGCCCGACCCCGUGCUGCGCUUCUGCCUCACCCUGUCCCACCUGAACCGGGCUCUGUUCCUGGCCUGCGACAACGUCCUGUGGGCCGGGAAGAGCGGGAUCCUGCCCGGGCUCGCCCUGGAGAAGUGGAGCCAGAGGGCCUUCAGGUAUUACCUGUUUGCCCUGCUGGUGAACCUCAGCCGGGACGCCUACGAGCUGCGGCUGCUGCUGGAGCGCGCCGGGGCCGCCAGGAAGCGUGGCAGGAGCCCCGAGAAACCCCCCCAGGCUGAGGGCAGCGCCCGCCUGCGGCUGCAGCUGCAGCUGCAACUCCUGCUGCAGGUGCUGCGCGACAACCCGCCGCUGCUGCUGGACCUGCUGCGCAACGCCUGCGACCUGCUGAUCCCCCUGGAGAGGCUGGGGCUGUGCCGCAGCAGCCCCGCGGUCGUGGGCUUCUGUGGGCUCGCCUCCUCCCUGCUCUCCAUCCUCACCAUCCUCCCCCCCUGGCUCAAGCUCAAGCCGUAGUUUUUGGGGGAUCUUGGGGGAUUUUGGGGGGUUGUGGCGCCUCUGGAAGGGACUGACUUGUGCCAUUCCUGACUUCUUGGAGCUACAAAGUUCCAGCAUUGGAUCCCUCAUGGACAUCAGCUCCCCAAAAUGUGGUUUUUCUCAUUGACUCUUCCUGAAAUUUUAGGGAAAAAAAUAGGGAUUGAACAUUCCCACUUUCUGUCUGGGAAGAGCCUUUCACCUGGAGCCGGCUAACAGGGAAGAUUUGGGGCUGGAAAAUGUGGGGCUCUGUGGGCUCGCCUCCUCCCU